GUCAAGUAGAGUUGAGCCCAGAGGUGGAAAACCCAACUAGCACCGAACAAUCGAAGAAAAGACCGAUGAAGGUUGAUUUUCCAGCGAUUUUCACGACCUCCAAAUUUCCAAACUCCGAUUACAUUUCACAUUCCCCCCCGUAAUAAUGGUUUUUGUGGCCCUUAAAAAAGACCAUUAGUACUUAAGUGUCAGUGUUUCGGCUCAGCAGGACUCGAGCCGUGCACUUUGGAGCUGAUUCUCGUUAAUCCAAUACAUUCCAGUAUUUUAUAUUCGUUGAAACACGUCAGGAGACACGUUGUGAACCAUGAAUGCCUCCGAACAUGGGUUUAACCCAGCCUUUAACAUGGCCUCAAUAAGGCAGGCAUUGAAUGAGGCUGUUGAAAGAGUAUCAACAGUGAGAAUGCCAGCACCAACGAGGCUCAGGGAUCUGAUAAGGCAGAUAAGAGCAGCUAGAACGGCUGCUGAAGAGCGCACGGUUGUGAAUAAAGAGUGUGCGUACAUCAGAUCGACGUUUAGGGAGGAGGACAGUGUCUGGAGAUGCCGAAACAUCGCGAAAUUACUGUACAUUCAUAUGUUGGGUUAUCCAGCUCAUUUUGGUCAACUGGAGUGCCUGAAACUCAUAGCCUCACCCAGAUUCACUGACAAACGUAUAGGAUAUCUGGGGGCAAUGUUGUUGCUCGAUGAGAGACAGGAUGUUCAUUUGUUAAUCACCAAUUGCCUGAAACAAGACUUGAAUAGUCCAAUUCAAUUUGUAAUUGGCUUAGCUCUAUGUACCCUGGGUGCAAUAGCAUCACCAGAAAUGGCUCGUGAUUUAGCAGCUGAAGUUGAGAGACUCAUGAAAUCACCAAACGCAUAUAUUCGUAAAAAGGCAGCACUCUGUGCGUUUAGAAUAAUACGUCGUGUACCAGAACUCAUGGAGAUGUUUCUACCCGCAACUAGGAGCCUACUGACUGAGAAAAAUCAUGGAGUACUCAUUACCGGUGUCACGUUAAUUACGGAAAUGUGUGAAAACAGUGUGGACACUCUCAAUCAUUUUAAAAAGGAGUGCGGCCACCGAGAGAUUGUUCCGAAUUUGGUGAGAAUCCUGAAGAACUUGAUCCUCGCGGGAUAUUCCCCUGAGCACGACGUCUCUGGUGUGUCCGAUCCAUUUCUGCAGGUGAAGAUCCUUCGCCUGUUGAGAAUUCUGGGGAGAAACGAUGUGGAUGCCUCUGAAGCAAUGAACGACAUCCUUGCACAAGUCGCCACCAACACUGAGACAAGUAAAAACGUUGGGAACACCAUUCUCUACGAGACUGUCCUCUCCAUCAUGGACAUCAAGAGUGAGAGUGGCCUCAGGGUUCUAGCUGUCAAUAUUCUUGGACGAUUUCUGCUUAAUAACGAUAAAAAUAUUCGUUAUGUUGCUCUCAAUACACUUUUGAAAACUGUUUACGUGGACACUUCGGCUGUUCAGAGACAUCGAUCAACUAUUUUGGAAUGUUUGAAAGACCCGGACGUAUCAAUAAGAAGACGUGCGAUGGAGUUGAGCUUUGCUCUCGUGAACUCGAACAAUAUCCGAAAUAUGAUUAAAGAGCUUCUGCUGUUCCUGGAGAAAGCCGAUCCAGAAUUCAAGGCUCAGUGCAGUAGUAACAUUGUCAUGUCUGCUGAGAGAUAUUCGCCGAACAAACGCUGGCACCUGGAGACGCUUUUCAAAGUCCUCGUAGCAGCUGGAAAUUACGUUCGCGACGACGUGGUAGCUUGCACCAUCCAACUGAUCUCCGAGGCCCAGCCUCAACAGGGCUAUGCAGUGAAUGCACUGUGGCAUGCACUGGAACGAGACACAUUCGAUAAACAACCUUUGGCGCAGGUUGCCACGUGGUGCAUCGGGGAGUACGGGGAUCUUUUAUUAUAUGGCCCACCCCCAGAGGAUGUGGAAGUUCCAGUCAAUUUAACAGAAGACGAUGUGAUAGAUGUCUAUCAAAGGCUCCUCUGGAGUCCUCAGAACACAGUGGUCACCAAGCAGUACACUCUGCUCUCCCUGACGAAGCUCAGCACAAGAUUCCAACGAGGAAACGAUAGGACGCCUCGAUUUUACAGGAAAAUACGCCAGAUAAUAGACACAUUCGGUAGUAAUCUGCACAUUGAGCUGCAGCAGCGAGGAAUCGAGUUCUCUCAAUUAUUCAGGAAAUACGAUCACUUGAGGCCAGCACUGCUGGAGAGAAUGCCCCCGAUGGAGACAGCUAGACCCCAGGCGAAUGGUAUAAUUGGACUGGUGAAUGGAGAGCAAGAGAUCGAGGAGGAUAAGCCUGUCGAGACAGGUGUGACCCCUGCGAGUGACUCCAGUGCACUUCUGGAUCUUCUUGGCUCGUCGGAAUUGUCUGUACCAGCUUUGGUGACGUCUCCGGGGGUUGUGAAUAAUCCAGCUGUUGGAAAUAAUGAUCUUCUGGACUUGCUUGGGGGCCUGGAUCUCUCGACGCCCGCUGGGACCACUGGAAAUGGAAUUGAGGAGGUGGGAAGUCCUCUGGGAGUCCUGGGAGGGAACGAAGGUAUUUUCAGCCCCACUUCCACUGGCAAUUUCUUGGUUGAUGGAUUACUCACUCCUCCUGUCCAGAAUGAAGUGCCAAGUGUAUUAGUUUUGGAUAAAGCUGGACUGAAAAUCAACUUCAAGAUGGAACGACCACUGGACUCACCGGAUCUUCUCGUUAUAAACAUGACUGCAGUCAAUUCAACAGGAAUACCACUCACUGAUUUUCGGUUUGAGGCUGCAGUCCCUCGAACAUUCCAAUUACAAAUGCUGCCACCGUCGAGCACCGUCAUCUCACCCUCCGGACAAGUGACUCAAGUACUGAAGGUCUCAAAUAUGAAUUCGGGAAAUCUACGAAUGCGUCUUCGUAUUUCCUACAGCGGCGACUCAGGCCCAGUUCUCGAGCAGACUGAGGUCAACAGCUUCCCAGCCCUUGGGUCCCAGUGACAUAUUAUCACUGAUAAUCUUGUAAAUACGCCUGCUUGAAUCAACCCCACCCAACAAACUCCAAAAUACCAUCGAGAGUGUCUGAGACAGAGGAGUCAGGUGUUAUUAAUCGUUAGAAAACACGGGAUAUUAAUCUGGAGGGUGGUUUUGCAAUACUCUGCCCUUGAAAACAAAACCCAGAGAACAGUAAGAAUGAUUCCGAUAAUUCAGUAGCGAAGCGGUAAAACGACUCAAAGCAUCUGAGGGCUCUGUUUAGCCCUCAGCUAAGUUAUUGAAAAAUAUCUCUGAAUCUGAGGGAGAUAACGAAUUUUUCGUAAUGACCUUUUUUGUAGGGCGUGUUGAGAACUAUAAAAAAGGUUAUGAGCAAAAUUUCGCUAUCUCCCUCAGACUUCGAGAUAUUCCGUUCUAGAUGAACCGUUUUACCGCUUUGCUAUUGAAUUAAUUCUGUCCUGAUGAUAAUCCAUGAUGAAAAAAAAUUGCUCUGCUCAUUCGAUGUCUCAGAAGUUAUUGAUUCUAGACUAAGAUGUUGACAAAUCUGUUUUUAUGGAGCAAAAAAUCAUGAACAAAAAAUGACUGCUGACAUUUUCUGUUAAAUCCAAUAGUUUCAGUGAUUGAAAUAAAAACAUCAAGAAUUUAUACGACUUAUUUCGUAAGUAUCUCCACAACUAUUAGGUUUAGCGAAAAACAUCAAAAGAUAUUUUUUGUAGAGCAGAAAAUUUCCUAUGAAAAAUUUCUUUUGACAUUUUCUUAAAAAUUUGAUAUUGCUCGAGAUAUUUGCGAAAUAAGGUAAAGUGUUAUUAAAACUCAAGUUUUAUCAUUUCACUGCAACAAUAAAAAUGAUUAAUUAAAUUAAUUCGGUCUUGGAGUGGUAAAAAUCAAUGAUAAAAAAAUUGUUCUGUUCAUUUGAAAACUUCAGUUUAAAACUCAAGUUUUAUACUUCACUUCGACAAUGAGAAUGAUUAUUUAAAUUAACUCGGUCUUGGAGUGGUGAAAAUCAAUAAUAAAAAAAAUUGUACAGCUCAUUUAUAAUUAAUUCAGUCGCGGUAAUAAUCUAUAAUGAAAAAAAAAUCUGCUCAAUUGACGUCUCAGAAAUUAUUGGUUCUAGAGAAAGAUUUCAAAAAACCUCUUUCUAGAGAAAAAUCAUGAACAAAAAAUAACAGCUGAUAUUUUCUGUUAAAUCCAAUAGUUUCAGUGAUUGAAAUAAAAACAUCAAAAAUUCAUACGACUUAUUUUGUAAGUAUCUCCAAAACUAUUAGGUUUAGCGAAAAACAUCAGAAAAUAUUUUUUGUAGAGCAGAAAAUUUCCUAUGAAAAAUUUCUUUUGACAUUUUCUUUAAAAUUUCAUAUUGCUCGAGAUAUUUGUGAAAUAAGGUAAAGUGUUAUUAAAACUCAAGUUUUAUCAUUUCACUGCAACAAUAAAAAUGAUUAAUUCAAUUAAUUUGGUCUUGGAGUGGUAAAAAUCAAUAAUAAAAAAAUUGUUCUGCUCAUUCGAAAACUUCAGUUUAACCAAUUCAUUACUAAAUUAAUCCCUCAAUUAUUUAAUCCCAAAAAAGCAGGAUAAUGUCCGAGUAAAAAAUCGCCCUCCAGGUGUCGUUUUUUUUCUACUUUGCUUGUAAUUAACAAGAAGCUCUGUAUAUACUAGGUAGCUUAUUUCUAACCGAAAGAUUCAGCAAAAAACUGAAAGAAAAAACCUGGUUUCAGAGGAAAAUAACGAUAAACUGAAUUAUUCUAUGAUGUAUUAACUAGCCAACAUAAUUUUUCUAUGUUUAACCAUCAUCAGAGGAGCUAAGACAUUUUUUAAUUGAAUUUUACGACCAGAGAAUUGAAUGUCGAAUACACUUGAUCUAUUUCCCAAGUAUUUUCCUGCCAAAUAAUCAAUUAAACUCUACGUACUUAAUCAUUUUCGACUCGUUCUUGUUCUUUUUUCACAGUAUGAAAUUCCCUCCGUCCUUGUAAAUUAAAAAUGAAUAUAAUUACGAAUGAACAUCAAUUCUCUGGUGAUUUCUAAUGAAUUUUAUAAAUUAUCGAGGCAAAAUGUAAUUGCUCCAAUAUUGUUUCUUAUCAUUAUUUUAAUUUUAUAAUUGAAUAAUAAUGUGAGUUUACGUACUUUUCUUUAUAUGAUAUUAUGUAUGAAGAAGAGAUUAUUGUAAGGAAAUGAUGGAUAAUGGAUGAAAAUGGUAUGAAUAACUGAUGAAAAAGCAAAAAAAUGUAUAUAAUUUCUAGUGAAUCAAGGUGUGAAAAUAAAAUGUAUUUUUAUUCCACAAA
Molecule: messenger RNA, 5211 nt
Organism: Diachasma alloeum
Lineage: Eukaryota; Metazoa; Arthropoda; Insecta; Hymenoptera; Braconidae
Gene: AP-1gamma
Product: AP-1 complex subunit gamma-1
Exons: 15
Coding region: 305-2947 (880 amino acids)
Biological process (GO): intracellular protein transport; Golgi to vacuole transport; receptor-mediated endocytosis
Cellular component (GO): AP-1 adaptor complex; membrane coat; Golgi apparatus
Molecular function (GO): clathrin-cargo adaptor activity
Source: RefSeq, a predicted model, not a curated record